This is a messenger RNA of Aspergillus versicolor CBS 583.65, 1548 nucleotides long. RefSeq lists its product as uncharacterized. Gene Ontology annotation, biological process: transmembrane transport; carbohydrate transport. The annotation marks the transcript as partial. Gene Ontology annotation, molecular function: carbohydrate:proton symporter activity. The record is from RefSeq and is a predicted model, not a curated record. Gene Ontology annotation, cellular component: membrane. The transcript is spliced from 3 exons. Lineage: Eukaryota; Fungi; Ascomycota; Eurotiomycetes; Eurotiales; Aspergillaceae.
AUGAGGUUUGGUAUUGAAAAGUCCGAGGGCCUGCGUGAUACUCCGCGCGAGGUCUUGAACUGGAAGCUGUUCUGGAGUGCUGCGGUGUUUGGCCUCCUUGGUCUCAGCCGUGGACUCGAUGAAGGCCUUGUCGGCGGCAUGACCAGUCUACAAAGCUUUAAAGAUGAGUUCCGGCUGGAAGAAGGGUCUGAAGGCCACCAAGCCAACGUCCUGUCCAACAUCACCAGCAUGGUCCAGCUCGGUAGCAUUGCUGGGUCCCUCCUCGCCUUCUUGAUCUGCGACCGACUCGGACGUGUUCGAUCACUGCAGGUCCUCUGCCUGCUCUGGCUGGUCGGGUUCAUCAUCGUCGUCGUCAGCCACGGCAAUGUCCCCCAGAUCCUGGCCGGGCGGUUCAUCGCAGGCCUGGGAAUCGGGAUGACGGUCGUGGUCGGCCCUACAUACCUUGCCGAGGUUGCACCAAAGAGUGUCCGCGGUAUGCUCACGAAUAUCUUCGCCGGCUCGGUGUAUCUCGGCGCAACGAUUGCGUUCUUCAGCAACUGGCGCGCGUCGGUGAAUCUGCCUAAUACCUCGCGCUGGCAGUGGGUUGCGCCCCAGUUUGCGCAUAUCGGGUUCGCUGCGUUCUUCCUCGUCCUCUCGUUCACCAUCCCCGAAACACCACGGUUCUACACCAUCGCAGGCAAACACGAAGCAGCCGAGAGAGCCCUCGUCAAACUCCGCAACCUAGACAGCAGCCACCCCUACAUCCAGGGCGAGAUGAUCGGGAUCCGCGAGCAGCUCGAGCGCGAGCAGGAAGGGUCCCGCGGUGUCUCACGCUGGGGCAAAGUCCGCGAGCUCCUCCUCAUCCCAGCAAACAGAUAUCGCCUGAUGCUAGGCGUCAUGUCCCAGGUUCUAGGCCAGUGGAGCGGUGCAUCAUCGAUCACCAUCUACGCCCCCGAGUUCUUCAAAUCGCUAGGGAAAACAGGACAAUCAGAGAAACUCUUCGCAAGCUGCAUCCUAGGGAUCGUCAAGCUCGUCUCCGCGUACAUCUGCGCCUUCUUCCUGAUCGAUUUCAUCGGCCGCCGACGAUCACUAUACAUCGGAAUUACAAUCCAGACAAUCAGUCUUGCCUACAUCGCCAUCUUCCUAGGCGUCGUGGGCGAAUCGACCCUCGAAGAGGGACACCUGAGCCCAUCCCAGAACCGCAGCGCCGUCGGCGCCAUCGCCAUGAUAUACAUCUCCGGAAUCGGCUGGACAAUGGGCUGGAAUGCCUUCCAGUACCUGGUCAACGCGGAUAUCUGGCCACUGCGGCUGCGUGCACUGGGUAGUUCGCUCGUGAUGUGUCUGCACUUUGUCAACCAGUUCGGGAACACCAAGGCCGUGCCGGAUAUGCUUCUUGCCAUGCAGAGCUACGGCUUCUUCGUGUUUUGUGCCGUGGUCAGUUUUCUUGGGCUUGUUUGGGUGUGGUUCUUCGUGCCUGAGUUGGCGGGGAGAUCACUCGAGAGUACGGACGAACUGUUCUCGCUGCCUUGGUGGAAGGUUGGACGCCAUGGGAACAGGCUUGCACCGGAU